Molecule: messenger RNA, 801 nt
Organism: Anoplopoma fimbria (sablefish)
Lineage: Eukaryota; Metazoa; Chordata; Actinopteri; Perciformes; Anoplopomatidae
Gene: emc9
Product: ER membrane protein complex subunit 9
Exons: 6
Coding region: 177-791 (204 amino acids)
Cellular component (GO): EMC complex
Source: RefSeq, a predicted model, not a curated record
GGGCGGGGCCGGAAGUGGCCAUUCAGACGCAUUGCUUCACAAUUUAAGACACAUUUAGCCUUCACAGCUCCUCAGAAACCUUAAAACAAACACAUUUAAACAUCAGAAAGUACGUGUUUUAUCCCCGAAGCUUGAUCUUUCUACAUCACAGCGUAUAUAUCUGAAGUGACGUCAUCAUGGAGGUGGAGCUGUCCUGUCGCGCCUACGUGAAGAUGUACCUGCACGCCUGCCUGUUCCCGCGCUGCAGCGUCAACGGGCUGCUGCUGUCCUCCGGCUCUGCGGGGGGGGCGGUCUGCGUCACGGACUGCGUGCCUCUGCUGCACGCACACCUGGCCCUGGCCCCCAUCAGCCAGCUGGCCCUCACUCAGGUGGAUGUGUGGUGCUCACAGACUCAGCAGAGGAUUGUGGGAUACUAUCAAGCCAACGCCUGUGUGUCAGACAGCAGCCCGACUCCGUGUGCACUGAAGAUAGCCGAUAAGAUUUCUGAGCAGUUCGACAACGCAGUUCUGUUAAUGCUCGAUGGCAGUAAGAUGUCUUCAGACUAUCGGGUUCCUCCCAUCGUCAUGUACGAGCGCAAAGAUUCAAGAUGGACGCUCAAAGACAAACACACGAUAAUGCUGCGGCAGUGGGAGGAGACUCAGGCGAUAGCGGGUCAGAUGCUGGAGUCCGGCGAUCAUGCUCUAUUGGUGGACUUUGACAGCCACUUGGACGACAUAACAAAGGACUGGACCAAUCAGAAACUGAACACAAAGAUCGCCGAGCUCGCCUCGCCGGCCAACGGGAACAUCUAGACGCAGACGA